AUGCGAUGGUUUCGACUUUGGGCUGCAUUGUUGCCCUGCGCUGUCAUUCUUCUGGGUGAUCUAGCAUCUGCUGAGACACAAUCUCUACCUUCAUGCGCUCGGGACUGCCUCACCAACCUCGUUCCCCAGUCAACUUGUGCUUCCAAUAACCAGACAUGCAUCUGUACAAAUACUCAACUUAUCGAUGAGGUGGAUACGUGUGUCACGGCGAAUUGCACCAUCAAGGAGGCUCUCACCGCUGUUAAUGUCACGGAUACAACAUGUGGUACUUCAAUUCGCGAUCGGACUUCUAUAAGUGUCAUAGUCCCAGCAGUCGGCAUGAGUGUUACAUUGGUCCUCAUCGCUUUGAGGUUAUACGCCCGCCUUGUGGUCAAUAAAUUGAACAUGGAAAAGGAUGACUGGGCAACUGUUUUUCUCGGGUGUUGUGCGGUGCCAGUUAACGUCGGGUCGAUCGUGCGCACAAAAUCAUUGACAGUCGCCCCAGUUGGAAAAGCCGGCUUGGGUAGAGAUAUGUGGACCCUUGAGUUCACAAACAUCACCCGAAUUUUUUAUUUCUUCUAUAUCCAAGAGCUUCUUUACAUCACCUGCGUCGCCAUCGUUAAGAUCUGCUUCCUCCUAUUCUACCUACGCAUAUUCCCCUCCGACCGGAUGCGACUGGUAAUCAAAAUAUCCAUCCUCGUGACAAUCUGCUUCGGUCUAACUUUCCUCUUCGGCUUUACAUUUCAAUGCUCACCGGUGAGCUAUAACUGGAAUGGUUGGAAUGGGGAACACACAGGGUCUUGCGUUGAGACGAACUCUCUAGUCGUUGCUGCUGCCGCAUUUAAUAUCGUCCUGGAUAUCUGGGUCAUUGCUAUGCCUAUUCCCAGGGUUUUAACGCUUCAGGCAUCACUACAUACAAAACUGCAGGUGGUAUUCAUGUUCUCUGUUGGGUUUUUGAUUACCGGCGUCGGCAUCUACCGCGCCGUAAUGCUCAAACUCUUUGCCGCAAGUACCAAUCCCACAUGUAAUGCACCCUACCUUCCUUUUCCACGACCGCCGGAAAGCUAA
This is a messenger RNA of Penicillium pulvis, 1047 nucleotides long. RefSeq names its product CFEM domain-containing protein. The transcript is spliced from 7 exons. NCBI's taxonomy places the organism in Eukaryota, Fungi, Ascomycota, Eurotiomycetes, Eurotiales, Aspergillaceae. Bases 1 to 1047 code for a protein of 348 amino acids. The record is from RefSeq and is a predicted model, not a curated record.